AUGACAUCAGACGCAGAGUUCAAAAACAAAAGGAGGAUAUUAAACAGAGCAGAUUGUAUCGCCGGAGCGCUGCUCGGCUCCGCCAGCGACUACAGCGGCAGAGAGGAUACAGCGCCCCCCUUCAACACGCCGGCGCUGCACGGCGGCCGGCCGGCGAGUCACGGCGCAUGCGCGGCCGAGGCCCCAUUGCAGGGGAGGAAUGCGGAGGAAGGGGGAGGGGAGGCUCGCGGUCAGGCUGCGGCCAACUCCAGGGGACACCUCCCGCCGAUGGCCUUCAUCAAGAUGGGCAGCAGCACCGUGCAGAGCAUUUUGUUUCGAGAGAAGGCCAUCUUUGCCUUCCCAUACUACUCGUACCAGUUCAGCUAUCCGCAGAGAUUUCAUGCAGACUUUGUCGACCAGCCACCAGAAGGUUCCAUACAGUAUGCCAUCCUCUGCAAUCAAAUGCGUCUGCAUAGAGAACAGCUGCAGAAAGUUAUGUGCCCAAAUGCCAUCUGCCUGACUUUGAUACGUGACCCUGUGCACACUUUCGAGUGGAUCUUCAGUUGCUACAUGUCCACAGUACCUGCCUUUAGACUCGCAUGAGAAACGACCACAUCUGACGGGACGCCUGCGCUCUCAGUUUUCCCGGAGGCUCCAGAAUCCCACUGGGACCCUUCAGAACCUCUGAAUGGCCUGGCAAGGAACCCCAUGAGCUUUGAUUUGGGUCUUAUCAGUCAGGGGAGGAACAUCUCCUGGGUCUAGGACUUGGCACACUUAGCAGAGACCUUCCAGUUGGUUAUAGUGGCAGAGCACUUUGACGAGUCGCUCGUCCUCCUCAAGGAGCUGUUGCAGGUGGAGCUGGAAGCCCCAGCAUAUGUGCGCCUCAAUCUCCGAGCAACACGUGACAUCGUGCCCCUGAGUGCUGGGACUAAGGUCCAGAUUCGCUCCUGGAACAGCUUGGAUGUGCUUCUCUAUGGCUUUUUCUUGCAGGCCUUUUGGGAAAAGGUGAAGUACGGUGCUGAAAGGCUUCAGAGGGAGGUGGGAGUUCUAUGGCAGGUGGUGGAGGGUCUUGAGAGGAGGUGUCUGUCAAGGCUAGGAGUGCUUCCCAUGGAGUUGGAUGAUCUGAUCUGACCCAGGCAGUCUGACUCCGCCACCAUCCUGGCUUAUGAACUGCGGCGAAAUCUCACUGCCCCAGAGCAGGAAAUCUGCGUGCAGCUAGUACUGCCUGAGCUCCAGUACCACUCCUACCUGUACUUCCAGCAGUACGGCCGUGACCUGAGGUCUAUUCCCCUUGGAUAA
This is a messenger RNA of Brienomyrus brachyistius, 1278 nucleotides long. Its product is annotated as galactose-3-O-sulfotransferase 3. Gene Ontology annotation, biological process: glycolipid biosynthetic process. NCBI's taxonomy places the organism in Eukaryota, Metazoa, Chordata, Actinopteri, Osteoglossiformes, Mormyridae. Gene Ontology annotation, cellular component: membrane. The record is from RefSeq and is a predicted model, not a curated record. Gene Ontology annotation, molecular function: galactosylceramide sulfotransferase activity.